Messenger RNA from Nannospalax galili (Upper Galilee mountains blind mole rat), 9004 nucleotides. RefSeq names its product WNK lysine deficient protein kinase 1 (gene Wnk1). The record is from RefSeq and is a predicted model, not a curated record. Bases 614 to 8542 code for a protein of 2642 amino acids. Lineage: Eukaryota; Metazoa; Chordata; Mammalia; Rodentia; Spalacidae. Gene Ontology annotation, cellular component: cytoplasm; cytosol. The transcript has 28 exons. Gene Ontology annotation, molecular function: protein serine/threonine kinase activity; potassium channel inhibitor activity; chloride channel inhibitor activity. Gene Ontology annotation, biological process: protein phosphorylation; positive regulation of sodium ion transmembrane transporter activity; positive regulation of potassium ion import across plasma membrane.
CGGCCCUCGACACCUGGUGAUGGGCGCGCUGUGAAACUGGUCCCCUCUCCCGGGAGCGUACUGCCCGAGGCGGCCGCCGAGCGACGGGGGAUUCGGGCCGCGGCCCUCCCUCCCUGCGCGGCCCCUCCCACCUCUUGUGCCCGGGGCUGCCACCGCCCGGCGUCGGAGCUCGUCCCUCACGCGCGGCGCCUCCGCCCUCGGGGUCUAUCCCGCCGUACUCGGCGGGCGGCGGCGGCGGCGGCGAGAGCUGAGCCGUCUUCUCAUUCGACGCAUCCGCUCGCCCGGGAACCGGCCCCGCGCCCUGCUCCUCAUGACUGCGGCGCCUCUGCUGCCCCAGCCCUACCGGCCGCCGCUCGCCGCAGGAUGGAUGCGGACUGUGCGACGCUAACCGUGGCUGCGCCCCCGACGAGCCCGCCCCGUGAGCCGCAGCAGCCUCGGUGCCAGCCGCAGCCGGACCCAGAGCCCCGCGUUGCCCUCGGGGCACCUUGUCAGUACUGAGCCCGAGUCCGGGCAGCCCGGAGCCCUGCCGCCAGUUCGCGGCUCCUGCGGGCCUCCCUCCCUCCCUCUUCAUUCACAAAUCCGAGCCCGCUCUCUUCACUCCAGUGGACCCACCAUGUCGGGCGGUGCGGCCGACAAGCCGAGCGGCACUUCAGGCUUCCUGUCGCCGCCGGCGCCGGUCCCCAAGAAUGGCUCGAGCUCCGAUUCCUCCGUGGGCGAGAAACUGGGGGCCGCGGUGAGCGACGCUGGAAUUGGCAGGACCGAGGAAUACCGGCGCCGCCGCCACACUAUGGACAAGGACAGCCGUGGGGCGGCUGCCACCACCACCCCCACGGAGCACCGCUUCUUCCGCCGGAGCGUCAUCUGCGACUCCAAUGCCACCGCCUUGGAGCUGCCCGGUCUCCCUCUCUCUGUCCCCCAGUCCGUCCCCUCGGCGGUGCCCCAGAGUGCUCCCGCCGAGCCUCACCGAGAGGAAACUCUGACCGCCGCCGCCUCCCUGGUGGCCCAGCAGCCCCCAGCCGCAGCCGCCCCGGGGGAGCAAACCGUCGCCUCCUCUGCCACCUCGACUGGCCCUGGCAGUACCAGCAAAGAGCGCCCCGUGUCCCAGCCCAGCCUUGUGGGGAGCAAAGAGGAGCCCCCGGCCGCCCGGAGUGGCAGCGGCGGCGGCGCCAAGGAGCCGCAGGAGGAGCGCAGCCAGCAGCAGGAUGAUAUCGAAGAGCUGGAGACCAAGGCCGUGGGCAUGUCCAACGACGGCCGCUUCCUCAAGUUUGACAUCGAGAUCGGCAGGGGCUCCUUCAAGACGGUCUACAAAGGUCUGGACACCGAAACCACCGUGGAAGUGGCCUGGUGUGAGCUGCAGGAUCGAAAGUUAACAAAGUCUGAAAGGCAAAGAUUCAAAGAAGAGGCUGAAAUGCUAAAGGGCCUUCAACAUCCCAAUAUUGUUCGAUUCUAUGAUUCCUGGGAAUCCACAGUAAAAGGAAAAAAGUGCAUUGUUUUAGUGACUGAACUAAUGACAUCUGGAACACUUAAAACGUACCUAAAAAGGUUUAAAGUGAUGAAGAUCAAAGUUCUAAGAAGCUGGUGUAGGCAGAUCCUUAAAGGACUUCAGUUUCUUCACACUCGAACUCCACCAAUUAUUCACCGGGAUCUUAAAUGUGACAACAUCUUUAUCACUGGUCCUACAGGCUCAGUCAAGAUUGGAGACCUUGGUCUGGCAACUUUGAAACGGGCUUCUUUUGCCAAGAGUGUAAUAGGUACCCCAGAGUUCAUGGCCCCUGAGAUGUAUGAGGAGAAAUAUGAUGAAUCCGUUGAUGUUUAUGCUUUUGGGAUGUGCAUGCUUGAGAUGGCUACAUCUGAAUAUCCAUACUCAGAGUGCCAAAAUGCUGCGCAGAUCUACCGACGAGUGACCAGUGGAGUGAAGCCAGCCAGUUUUGAUAAAGUAGCAAUUCCCGAAGUGAAGGAAAUUAUUGAAGGAUGCAUCCGACAAAACAAAGAUGAAAGAUAUUCCAUCAAAGACCUUUUGAACCAUGCCUUUUUCCAGGAGGAAACAGGGGUACGGGUAGAAUUAGCAGAAGAAGAUGAUGGAGAAAAGAUAGCUAUUAAAUUAUGGCUGCGUAUUGAAGAUAUUAAGAAAUUAAAGGGAAAAUACAAAGACAAUGAAGCUAUUGAGUUUUCCUUUGACUUGGAGAGAGAUGUACCAGAAGAUGUUGCUCAAGAAAUGGUAGAGUCUGGGUAUGUCUGUGAAGGUGAUCAUAAGACAAUGGCUAAAGCUAUUAAAGACAGAGUGUCAUUAAUUAAGAGGAAACGAGAACAGCGGCAGUUAGUGCGAGAGGAGCAAGAAAAAAGAAAACAGGAAGAGAGCAGUCUUAGACAACAGCAAACUGACCAACAAUCAAGUGUUUCACAGGCAGGAAUCCAGCAGCUCCUUUCUACUAGCACUGGCAUACCCACUGCUCCCACCACUUCUGCUUCAGUUUCUACACAAGUGGAGCCUGAAGAACCCGAGGCAGAUCAACAUCAACAGCUACAGUACCAGCAACCUAGUAUAUCUGUGUUGUCUGAUGGAACAGUUGACAGCGGUCAGGGCUCAUCUGUCUUCACAGAAUCUCGAGUGAGCAGCCAGCAGACAGUUUCUUAUGGUUCCCAACAUGAACAGACGCCUCCUACUGGCACAGUACCAGGGCAUACAGCUUCUAGUGUCCCAGCACAGUCUCAGCCCCAUGGCAUAUAUCCACCCUCAAGUAUGCCUCAGUCCAUGGCGCAUCCGUGUGGGGGGACCCCAACAUACCCCGAAUCACAGAUAUUUUUCCCAACUAUUCAUGAACGUCCAGUUUCUUUUUCACCACCUCCCACCUGUCCACCGAAAGUAGCCAUUUCCCAACGGCGUAAGAGCACCUCCUUCCUGGAAGCCCACACUCGCCACUUCCAACCCCUGCUGAGGACUGUUGGCCAAAAUCUUCCACCUGGUGGCAGCCCAACUAACUGGACACCAGAGGCCGUAGUUAUGUUGGGUACUUCAGCCAGCAGAGUAACUAGAGAGCUAUAUGAGAUGCAGGUCCAUCCUGUGUUUGAGCCAACUCAAAUUUACAGUGACUAUAGACCUGGACUAGUACUGGCAGAAGAAGCUCACUAUUUUAUUCCUCAGGAAGCAGUGUAUCUAGCUGGGGUGCAUUACCAGGCCCAGGUGGCAGGACAGUAUGAGGGCAUUUCAUACAACUCACCAGUACUGUCAAGUCCUGUGAAACAGGUACCUGAUCAGAAGCCAGUGCCAGGGGGCCCUACCUCAAGUUCUGUCUUUGAAUUUCCAUCUGGACAGGCUUUCCUGGUAGGACACCUUCAGAAUUUAAGAUUAGAUUCUGGACAAAGUCCAGCAUCUCCCCUUUCUAAUAUUUCUGCACCUAACAGUACAGAUGCUACACAUUUGAAAUUUCACCCUGUCUUUGUUCCUCAUUCUGCACCAGCUGUGUUAACUCAUAGCAGUGAGAACAGAAGCAACUGUGUAUUUGAAUUUCAUGCUCAGACACCAAGCUCCUCCUCAGGAGAAGGAGGUGGGAUUUUAUCUCAUCGUGUUUACCGAAAUCGACAGGUUGCAGUGGACUCAAAUCAGGAAGAACUGCCUCCUCAGUCAGUUGGAUUACAUUGCCAUCUGCAGCCUGUGACUGAAGAACAACGUAAUAACCAUGUCCCAGAAUUGACCGUUUCUGUGGUAGAGCCUGUCGGACAGAACUGGCCAAUAGGAAGCCCAGAAUAUUCCAGUGAUUCCUCUCAAAUCACUUCUUCAGAUCUCAGUGAUUUUCAGUCACCUCCCCCUACAGGGGGAACAGCUGCACCUUUUGGUUCUGAAGUCUCAUUGCCCUUUAUUCGCCUGCCUCAGACAGUGUUACAAGAAUCCCCAUUUUUCUUCUGUUUCCCCCAAGGAACCACAUCUCAGCAGAUCUUAUCUGCCUCAUUUUCUUCAGGAGGAUCUCCAGUCCAUCCACAGGCACAGGGGCAGAGCCAGGGCCAGCCACCAUCAAGUACCUUAGCAGGGGUUCCAACUUCCCAAGCCAUCCAACAUCCUCAGCAGCAACAGGGAAUACAGCAGACAGCUCCUCCUCAACAGGCAGCACAGUAUUCACUCCCACAGACAGCAUCAUCCAGUGAGGGCGCUACUGCACAGCCAGUCAGUCAGCCUCAAGCUUCACAAAGUUUGCCUCAAGUCUCAGCUGGAAAACAGGGCUUCCCAUCUCGACUGCCACCACAAUACCCAGGAGAUUCAAAUAUUGCUCCCUCUUCCAACGUGGCUUCUGUUUGCAUCCAUUCUACAGCCCUAGCCCCUCCCAUGCCGACAGAAGCAUUGGCUACACAAGGUUACUUUCCUACAGUAGUGCAGCCUUAUGUGGAAUCAAAUCUUUUGGUUCCUAUGGGCGGUGUAGGAGGACAGGUUCAAGUGUCCCAACCAGCAGUGAGUUUAACGCAACAACCCCCCACUACUUCCUCCCAGCAAGCAGUUCUGGAGAGUACCCAGGGAGUUUCUCAGGCUGCUCCUCCAGAACCAGCUUCAUUAGCACAGUCACAGCCUACUCAGCCUGUCACAUUGGUUUCCUCUGUAGACAGUGCACAUUCAGAUGUUGCUUCUGGUAUGAGUGAUGGCAAUGAGAAUGCCCCAUCAUCCAGUGGGAGGCAUGAAGGGAGAACAACAAAACGUCAUUAUCGGAAAUCUGUAAGAAGUCGCUCUCGUCAUGAAAAGACUUCCCGCCCAAAACUAAGAAUUUUGAAUGUUUCAAAUAAAGGAGACCGAGUAGUGGAAUGUCAAUUAGAGACUCAUAAUCGGAAAAUGGUUACAUUCAAAUUUGACCUAGAUGGUGACAAUCCUGAAGAGAUAGCAACAAUUAUGGUGAACAAUGACUUUAUUCUAGCAAUAGAGAGAGAGUCUUUUGUGGCUCAGGUGCGGGAAAUUAUUGAAAAAGCUGAUGAAAUGCUCAGUGAGGAUGUCAGUGUGGAACCCGAGGGUGACCAGGGAUUGGAGAGUCUACAGGGAAAGGAUGACUAUGGCUUUUCCAGUUCUCAAAAAUUGGAAGGAGAAUUCAAACAACCACUUCCUGCAUCUUCCAUGCCACAACAAAUAGGUGUUCCUACCAGUUCUUUAACACAAGUUGUUCAUUCUGCUGGAAGACGGUUUAUAGUGAGUCCUGUGCCAGAAGGUCGAUUACGAGAAUCCAAAGUUUUCAGCAGUGAAAUAGCAGAUACAGUUGCUGCCUCCACAUCUCAGGGUCCUGGAAUGAACUUAUCUCAUUCUGCUUCAUCCCUUAGUCUUCAGCAGGCCUUUUCUGAACUUAAACAUGCCCAGAUGACUGAAGGACCCAAUACAGCACCUCCAAACUUCAGUCAUACAGGACCAGUAUUUUCUCCUUUCUUGGCUAGCGUUGCUGGUAGCCCAACCGUAGCAGCCACCAAGCCUUCAGUAUCAGUCCCUGUAACAAGCAGCCCUCUUAAUAACAUUUCCACCUCAGUAAUUCCGUCUGAGGUUACUGUGCCCACUGAAAAAGGCAUUGCUAGAGUUAGCACAAGCACAGGUGUGGUAGCUUCAAGUGGUCUCCCUAUAGUGUCUGUGUCUGAGUCACCAACACUUUCCAGUAUGGUUUCAAGCACCACAGUACCUGCAGUUGUCACAAUGCCUACAACAUCCCAGCCAGUUCAGGCUUCCACAUCUGGGAGUAUUGUUUCCAGUACAAGUACUUUUCCUUCUGGAACAGUUUCAACAACUUCAACUCCUACAGUGGGUAGUGUGGCUGCUCCAAAUGCUAAUCCUCCAGCUUUAUUAUUACAACAGGUAGCAGGCAGUACUGCUGGGGUAGCUAUAGUGACGCCUGUCUGUACCACCACACCAUUCCCAAGCUUAGCUUCACAGCCAUCACUACAGCUCAGCAGUAGCACCUCUGCUCUUACUUUAGCUGAAACAGUGGUGGUUAGUGCACAUUCGCUAGACAAAACAUCUCAUAGCAGUACAACUGGAUUGACUUUGUCUUUCUGUGCACCAUCUUCCUCUUCCUCUCCUGGAAUAGGAGUGUCAAGUUCUGUUUCUCAGCCUGGUGUAGUACAUCCUUUGGUCAUCUCAUCAGCUGUAACUUCUACACCUGUCCUUCCCCAACCACCAGGACCUACUUCUAUGCCUUUAUUACCCCAAGUACCUAGUAUCCCACCCUUGGUACAACCUGUUACUAAUGUGCCUGCAGUACAGCAGACACUCAUUCACAGUCAGCCUCAACCAGCUUUGCUUCCCAACCAACCCCACACUCACUGUCCAGAAAUAGAUGCUGAUACCCAACCCAAAGUUCCUGGAAUUGAUGACAUAAAGACUCUAGAGGAAAAGCUGAGGUCUCUCUUUAGUGAACACAGCUCAUCUGGAACUCAGCAUGCUUCUGUCUCACUAGAGACAUCCCUAGUAGUAGAGACCACGGUCACACCAGGCAUCCCUACCACUGCUGUUGCACCAAGCAAACUUAUGACUUCUACUACGAGUACUUGCUUACCACCAACUAGUUUGCCAUUAGGAACAACUGGUUUACCAGUUAUGCCAGUGGGCACACCUGGGCAAGUUUCUACCCCCAGCACCUAUGUUUCAGCUCCAGUCUGCACUGCAACGGGAGCAAAACCUGGCAUUACUCCCUCAAAGCCAUCUUUAACUAAGACUAUGGUGCUGCCAGUGGGUACUGAACUUCCAGCUGGUGCUCUACCCUGUGAGCAGUUGCCACCUUUUCCUGGACCUUCUCUAACUCAGUCUCAGCAACCUCUAGAAGAUCUUGAUGCUCAGUUAAGAAGAACACUUAGUCCAGAGAAUAUUACAGUGACAUCUUCAGUUGCUCCUGUGUCCAUGAUGGCUUCAACAGCAGUUACAGAAGCAGGAGUACAGCCUCAAAAGGAUGUUUCUCAAGGUACUGAAGGUCCUGUCCUAGCAACUAGUUCAGGAGCUGGUGUUUUUAAGAUGGGGCGAUUUCAGGUUUCAGUUACAAUGGAUGAUGCCCAGAAAGAGGAUAAAAAUAGGUCAGAUGAUACAAAGUCUGUUCAUUUUGAGUCUAGCACAUCAGAGUCAUCAGUGCUAUCAAGCAGUAGUCCAGAGAGUACACUGGUGAAGCCAGAACCUAAUGGUAUAACAAUCCCUAGCAUCUCCUUAGAUGUGCCAGUCAGCGCCCACAAAACACCUGCCCCAGAAGCAAAGUCAGAAACAGCACAGCCUACCAAGGUUGGACGUUUUCAGGUGACAACUACAGCAAACAAAGUGGGUCGCUUCUCUGUAUCAAGAACUGAGGACAAGAUCACAGAGGUCAAGAAAGAGGAACCAGUGACCUCUACCCCUUUGAGAGAUUCAGAACAAACCAUUCUUCCUGCCGUGAUACCAAAGAAAGAGAAGCCUGAGCUGGUAGAAUCUUCCCACCUGAAUGGGCCAUCUUCUGACCUGGAGGCUGCCUUUCUAAAUAGGGGUGCAGAUGAUGGCUCAGGUAGUCCGCACUCUCCCCCUCACCUGUGUUCAAAGAGCCUUCCCAUCCAAAAUCUAAGUCAAAGCCUUAGUAAUUCAUUCAAUUCCUCUUACAUGAGUAGUGACAAUGAAUCAGACAUUGAAGAUGAAGACUUAAAAUUAGAACUGCGACGGCUACGAGAAAAACAUCUUAAAGAGAUUCAGGACCUGCAGAGUCGCCAGAAGCAUGAAAUUGAAUCUUUAUAUACCAAGCUGGGCAAGGUUCCCCCUGCUGUCAUCAUUCCCCCAGCUGCUCCCCUUUCAGGGAGAAGAAGGCGACCCACUAAAAGCAAAGGCAGCAAAUCUAGUCGCAGCAGUUCAUUGGGCAAUAAAAGCCCACAGCUUUCAGGUAACCUGUCUGGUCAGAGUGGAACUUCAGUCUUACAACCCCAGCAGACCCUCCAUCCCCCAGGCAACACCCCAGAGACUGGGCACAAUCAGCUGUUACAGCCUCUUAAGCCAUCUCCCUCCAGUGACAACCUCUAUUCAGCCUUCACCAGUGAUGGUGCCAUUUCAGUACCAAGCCUUUCUGCUCCAGGUCAAGGGACCAGCAGCACAAACACUGUUGGGGGAACUGUGAGUAGCCAAGCCGCCCAGGCUCAGCCUCCUGCCAUGACUUCCAGUAGGAAGGGCACAUUCACAGAUGACCUGCACAAGCUGGUAGACAACUGGGCCCGAGAUGCCAUGAAUCUUUCAGGCAGGAGAGGAAGCAAAGGACACAUGAAUUAUGAGGGCCCUGGAAUGGCAAGGAAGUUCUCUGCUCCUGGACAGCUGUGCAUUUCCAUGACCUCAAACCUGGGUGGCUCUGCCCCCAUCUCUGCAGCAUCUGCUACCUCUCUAGGUCACUUCACCAAGUCCAUGUGUCCCCCACAGCAGUAUGGGUUUCCAGCUGCCCCAUUUGGCACUCAGUGGAGUGGAACAAGUGGUCCAGCACCACAGCCACUUAGCCAGUUCCAGCCUGUAGGAACUGCAUCCUUGCAGAAUUUCAACAUCAGCAAUUUGCAGAAGUCCAUCAGCAAUCCCCCAGGUCCCAACCUGCGGACCACUUAGACCUGACGAUGUCCACUGAGUAGAUUUGGGGGGCAGGAGAUGGAAUGCUGAGGGGUGGGGGGUGGGGGAGUAGCCUAUAUACUAACUACUAGUGCUGCAUUUAACUGGUUAUUUCUUGCCAGAAGGGAAUGUUUUUAAUACCAUUUUGAGCCCUCAGAAUGGAGAACCUCCCUCCCUCUCCAUUAAUUGGGGUGGGACAAGAAGGAGCAACUUACUUAUGGAGGGGCCGCCUGUGACUGCUUUCCUUUUUCUCUACCCACCAGUGAGGCCUAGGGCUAAAAGAGAACCUUGUUACCAGAAAGCUCUAAGAGCUCAAUGUAAACCAAGCUGUCUGUGUUUGAGUAGAGCUCUUAAUUGUGACAAUAUGCCCCAAAUUCUUUACUCCCUCAAGAGUUCACACCUGAAGGCAAAAAGGUUCUCUCCCACUCUGAUCCCCAUCACCAUUUUUUUUUCCCUUUACAA